Molecule: messenger RNA, 734 nt
Organism: Raphanus sativus (radish)
Lineage: Eukaryota; Viridiplantae; Streptophyta; Magnoliopsida; Brassicales; Brassicaceae
Product: 60S ribosomal protein L28-1
Exons: 4
Coding region: 148-579 (143 amino acids)
Biological process (GO): translation
Cellular component (GO): ribosome; cytosolic large ribosomal subunit
Molecular function (GO): structural constituent of ribosome
Source: RefSeq, a predicted model, not a curated record
UGUUUAGGGGUACUUUAGACUUUUCGUUUAAAUUAGGGUUUUGUUUUACGGAGGUCAUAUAUAAAUUAGUUUGUUCGUCAAAUCACAAAAAAGCUCCGCUCCGGCAUCAUCACCAUCUAAACCCGAGUCUCUCUCACGGUCUUGGAAAUGGCGACAGUACCGGGACAAUUGGUAUGGGAGAUCGUUAAGAGAAACAACUGUUUCUUGGUCAAACAGUUCGGUAGAGGCAAUGCCAAAGUUCUCUUCAGCAAAGAGAAGAACAAUCUCUGCAACCUCAACUCCUACAAGCACUCUGGUCUUGCAAACAAGAAGACAGUGACCAUCCAGCCAGCUGACAAGGAACAAGGUGUUGUCCUUGCCACCACCAAGACCAAGAAGCAGAACAAGCCUAAGGUCUCUGUCAACAAGUCUAUCCUUAAGAAGGAAUUCCCCAGGAUGUCCAAGGCUGUUGUUAACCAGGUGGUUGACAACUACUACAGGCCAGACUUGAAGAAAUUCGCUCUUGCCAGACUCAGUGUCAUCAGCAAAAGCAUUAGGGUUGCCAAGUCCGGUGCCAAGCAAAGAAACCGUCAAGCUUAAGCUUUUAUUCCAGAAACUGUUUGUUUUUUUUUUUUUUGAGUAAAAGCUUUAGCCGAAGGGUUUUUAUUUAAGUUGUUUUUGUUGAAGUUGAACCACAACACUAUGCUAUGCUCCUUUCGUUACCCUUUUCAACAAGGAGUUAGAACUUUCUCUUA